This is a messenger RNA of Bipolaris zeicola 26-R-13, 1038 nucleotides long. RefSeq lists its product as uncharacterized. The record is from RefSeq and is a predicted model, not a curated record. Bases 1 to 1038 code for a protein of 345 amino acids. NCBI's taxonomy places the organism in Eukaryota, Fungi, Ascomycota, Dothideomycetes, Pleosporales, Pleosporaceae. The transcript has 2 exons.
AUGAAACAACCAAAAAAGAAAGCGCGUCGUCGGGACGAGUGGAAAAAUGCAGUCAUCAGUAAAGUAGGUCUGAUGACCAGGCGGUUGCCAAUCAAAAAUGCUACAAAGGCUGCGAAGACAGCUGUUACUGCUGCAGGUGUGGUACUAGCCGGACCAAUCGUGUCGUUUCUCCCACUUGGCCCCUUCACCGCCAUCCUAUCGUUACUAGCCACGUCCAUUGCGAGCAGUCACUUGAAACACAGGAUCAUUGGUGGCGUCAUUGCUUUUUUGUAUGCAGGUGGGCUCCAUGGGUUUGAAGGACAAUUGCUGGCGCUGUUGAGCUACUUUAGCUUUACUUCUGCCUUCGAUAAGCUUUCUGGAACACUUGAUGCCAUGUACAAGGAGUCUGCCUUCACAAUUGGAUUUUCUCGACCGGAAUCAACACAGUUAUUUCUUUUUGUUCUCUCCGAGCUCCUCGAGCUUCCUUGGGCGAUACCGGUUGUCGUCCGCGCAGUUUGCAACAAUGUGUCGCAACUGGCUUCUCAAUCAUAUGCCACAAUUUCGAGCACAAAACCGUCAUUCGAUACAUCGAAACCACCCUUGAGGUUGCUCAUUCAGACACUGAGCAACCUGUACACCAUGGAUAAAUUUGCGGAUGACGAUGUGGAGAGCCUGAACUCGAGCCAAGAUAUCCAAAACAGCAUACCUUCAAGCAUCACCCCAAGUCUUUCGCCAGAAAUCCCGAGCUAUGAAUGUUCGCCAGAGGAGUGGUCAGAGGAGCGAGAGGUGGACGAAGAUACAUAUGAUGAUGAACCUUGGAAAGGCGGGUCCUUAAAUGAUGAAGAAAGGCGUACUCAAGCACUAUUCAAUGAGCUGAAUCAUCUGAUCGAUGAAUGCGACGGGCUGAAUAGUGCGCAGUGGAAUGAAGUCAUUGAGUUGUUGAAUGGAAACGAGGGCUUCAACGUUGACCGAGGAGAGUGUAUGGUCUCAGCGCAUUUUGAGGAUUGGGCACAGCGGGAUGCAGAGAUAGAGUUGUCAGUUUUAUACCCCACCAUUUGA